AUGAGCUCCCUACUCUGUUACGAACAACACUCCGAUUACCUAGAGCGAAUUGGUAUUGAUUCUACGAUGAAGAGAGUGCUGGUGGGAGACAGCAUCCAGUACGAAUUCACUGUGAAGGGGCCGGUGGACGGGAAGGAAGGCAUACAGACGUUGGUUUUCGUCACAAAGGAGGUACUGUGUGAUUUCAAAGUCGACAACGGAACAGGCCGCGCCACCCGCGUUUGGCUGGUCUACGACAAGGAUGGUGGCGAGUCCAUCGAACCCGUCUUGAAGGAUGUAUGGCUGGAACAUGGAACCGUGGUAGAAGGGGAUAGCCACACACAUCUCGCGAAUCUAGUCAAGGUCGACGAGCGCCAGCAUUCUGUGCCAGUGAAACAAUGGUACCGUGAUCAUUUCUUGCACAUGCAUACAGAUGCAUACCCACGAGAAACUCGGACAGAAUGUGCUCGGUGUACGCGGCAAACACAGUUGCAUUCGCCUUCUCCCCGCCUCCAAACCACCCACUAG
Messenger RNA from Marasmius oreades (fairy-ring Marasmius), 507 nucleotides. RefSeq lists its product as uncharacterized. The record is from RefSeq and is a predicted model, not a curated record. The transcript has a single exon. Bases 1 to 507 code for a protein of 168 amino acids. Lineage: Eukaryota; Fungi; Basidiomycota; Agaricomycetes; Agaricales; Marasmiaceae.